AUGUCUGGAUUUCUGGAAGGCUUGAGAUGCUCAGAGUGCAUUGACUGGGGGGAAAAGCGCAAUACUAUUGCUUCCAUUGCUGCCGGUGUUCUAUUUUUUACAGGCUGGUGGAUUAUCAUAGAUGCAGCUGUCAUUUACCCCCGCAUGGACGAAUUCAACCACUCCUACCACGCGUGUGGUGUCAUAGCAACCAUAGCCUUCUUAAUGAUUAAUGCAGUAUCAAAUGGACAAGUCCGAGGUGAUAGUUACAGUGAAGGUUGCCUGGGUCAAACAGGUGCUCGCAUUUGGCUGUUCAUUGGUUUCAUGUUGGCCUUUGGCUCUCUGAUUGCAUCGAUGUGGAUUCUUUUUGGAGGAUAUGUUGCUAAAGAAAAAGCCGUAGUAUACCCUGGGAUUGCUGUAUUUUUCCAAAAUGCCUUCAUCUUUUUUGGAGGACUCGUUUUUAAGUUUGGCCGCACUGAAGACUUAUGGCAGUGA
Molecule: messenger RNA, 474 nt
Organism: Rangifer tarandus platyrhynchus (Svalbard reindeer)
Lineage: Eukaryota; Metazoa; Chordata; Mammalia; Artiodactyla; Cervidae
Source: the annotation of a GenBank genome assembly